Molecule: messenger RNA, 5158 nt
Organism: Galleria mellonella (greater wax moth)
Lineage: Eukaryota; Metazoa; Arthropoda; Insecta; Lepidoptera; Pyralidae
Gene: kuz
Product: disintegrin and metalloproteinase domain-containing protein 10
Exons: 16
Coding region: 411-3146 (911 amino acids)
Biological process (GO): Notch signaling pathway; membrane protein ectodomain proteolysis
Cellular component (GO): plasma membrane
Molecular function (GO): metalloendopeptidase activity
Source: RefSeq, a predicted model, not a curated record
UCAUAUACUUCCAAUAUGUCAGACCGUGGGGACGUUGAUUCGAGAACUUAUUUUUAUUUUUAUUGUUAGGAUAAGAAUAAAAUAUUGUGAUUAAGUUGAAAUGUUAGGUUAUUGGCGCUGAACAUUUAAUAUUUUAAUUGUAUUUAUUAAUGUUAAUGUUUUUUUUUUUGUUUGGCCAUUCACAACACGGAAACAAAUUGUUAAUGUUUGAUUCAAUUCGUCUUAAAUCAUAUUUAUUGCUAAUGUUCAUGGUGGCUAAGGGUAAUUAUCUUACGCGUAUAACAAAAGUGAUUUUUUAGUAUUGUAAAUAAAAAAAAUAUUUGCACGCGCAUGCGUUGUUGUCAAAAACAGACAAAGGUUUUGUGUGGUUUGAAAAUCAGCUGUAUUGUGUAGUGCAAUGACUUAGUGAUAUGAAAAGUGUGUGUUUGGAAGCGACAAUGUUUAGUGAAAUUGGAUACAUAGUUUUUCUACUUCUCGCACUGCCAUAUAUUGAGAGUGCUUCUCGACUCACCAACACUCGACUCAGCGAGUAUAUCGAGCACUACGAACCGUUAGAUUACGAUGCAGACGCAAUCCACGAACAACAUCUCCGUAGACGUCGUUCUACGGAUACGCAGCCAGACCUGCGACUACACUUUCGGGCGCAUGGUAGAAGAUUCAAUCUACGCCUCCGCCGGGAUCUCUCAGCUUUUAGCGAUGACUUUAAGGUGGAAGGUUCGCAAGGUCAGCUUCACGACGUCGACACGUCACACAUAUAUCACGGCGAAUUGGCUGACGAACCUCACUCGACCGUGUUCGGUUCGGUGACGGAGGGUGUGUUCGAGGGGAAGAUCAUGUCGAAAGACGGCGCCUUCUACGUGGAGCACGCGCGCCGCUACUUCCCACCGAAUGGGACGCGUACGCGCGUCCACUCGGUGAUCUACAAGGAGAGUGACGUCAGCGACCCCUACGCGCACCGUAGACACGGUCACGUUGGUGGUUGCGGCAUCACUGAUGAGGUGGUACAGUGGAUGGAACGCAUACAAAACUCGGGAGUAGAUGACGAUCCGCCGACAUCUCCCACCACCACACCACCGCCAUCCGCAUCACCGCCUCACCACACAUCAUCCCCUCACCAUAUACCCGGGUCUUCGCCGCCGCAUCCAAACAGUCUACGGGAUGAUCCACCAAGGCAUUGGGAUUAUCCCCAUCACAAUAAGUAUUCGCGAAGUGCGAACACGGGCGAACAUUCACGCACGAGGCGAGCGACGCUCGACAACCGCAACACUUGUUCGUUGUACAUACAAACAGACCCUCUGAUUUGGCGGCACGUGAGGGAAGGGUUUCCUGAACAUCGAGACCCUACAAAACGUACAGAAGUGGAUAUGAAAACUCGCGAGGAGAUCCUGUCGCUCAUCUCACACCACGUCACAGCGGUCAACUACAUCUACAGGGACACCAAAUUCGAUGGCCGGAUGGUGCAUAGGAAUAUCAAGUUUGAAGUCCAAAGGAUUAAAAUCGAUGAUGACUCAUUUUGCGUCACGCAUCAAUACGACAGGAACCAGUUCUGUCAUGAAAACAUCGAUGUAUCCAACUUCUUAAACCUGCACUCGCUCGGCAACCACGAGGACUUCUGCCUGGCCUACGUGUUCACAUACAGAGACUUCACGGGAGGAACUCUAGGAUUGGCGUGGGUAGCGAGCGCGAGCGGUGCCUCGGGCGGCAUCUGUGAGAAGUACAAGACUUACACGGAGACAAUCGGCGGCAUGUACCAGAGUACGAAGCGGUCGCUCAACACCGGCAUCAUCACAUUCGUCAACUACAACAGCCGAGUGCCGCCCAAAGUCAGCCAGCUCACGUUAGCGCACGAAAUCGGACAUAACUUCGGCUCGCCGCACGACUACCCGUCGGAGUGCCGGCCGGGCGGGCAGCAGGGCAACUUCAUAAUGUUCGCGUCGGCGACGUCCGGCGACCGGCCGAACAACAGCAAGUUCUCCACGUGCUCGGUGGGCAACAUCAGCGCGGUGCUGGACGCGGUGCGCGACGGCCGCAAGCGGAACUGCCUCACCGCCAGCGCGGGCGCCUUCUGCGGCAACAAGAUCGUCGAGGACGGCGAAGAGUGCGACUGCGGUUACGACGAGAACGAAUGUAGAGACCAUUGUUGCUAUCCGCGACAAGUGAGCUCCUACGAUAAAGAAAGAAACAGUACAGCCAAAGGUUGUACGAGAAAAGCGAAUACACAAUGCAGCCCGUCGCAGGGCCCGUGCUGCCACGCGCGCACAUGCCAGUUCGUGCUGGCGUUCCGCAACCAGACGUGCCGCGAGGCCACCGAGUGCAGCCACGCGUCCGUCUGCUCGGGCCGCUCCGCCGAGUGCCCCGAGCCGCGGGUCAUGUCCAACCACACCAAGUGCAACAAUGGCACGCAGCUGUGCAACGCGGGUGAGUGCACGGGCUCGAUCUGCCUGGCGUGGAACAUGAAGGAGUGCUUCCUGUCGUCGGCGCCGCAGAGGCUGGGUGACGGCGUGACGGCCGUGGUGGACCGGCGCGCGCUUUGCCAGCUGGCGUGCCAGACCGGGCCCGAGCCCGACUCCUGCCAGAGCACGGCCGACUUCGCGCGCCGCGUCGGCCUGCCGCCCGGCGGCAUCUCGCUGCGGCCCGGCUCGCCCUGCGACAACUUCCAGGGCUACUGCGAUGUAUUCCUCAAGUGUCGCGCAGUAGACGCUGAGGGUCCACUGGCGCGACUAAAGAAUCUGUUGCUGAACCGCGCCACGCUGCAGUCGGUGCAGGCGUGGGUCACAGAGCAGUGGUGGGCCGUGCUGCUCGGCGGCGUCGCGCUCGUCGUCUGCAUGGGCGCCUUCGUCAAGUGCUGCGCUGUACACACACCAUCCUCCAACCCAAAGCGACCACCCGCCAGGCGGCUGUCGGAGACGCUCCGGCGGCCCAUGAACACGCUGCGGCGCAUGCGCCACCCCGGACACGCGGCCGCGCGCGCGCCGCGCCCCGGACACCGCCGCCACCGGCCCUCCAAGGGCGACUACUCCGCGCCCGUCGCCUACCAGGCCCGCGACAUCGCAUCAGCACCACCGGGACCGAGCGGGCGACGGGGCGAGCCAUACGCGACCGCUUACCCGCAGUCGUACGAGAUGCGACCUCCUCAAAAGGUCUGACAGUACGAGUACUGCGGUGGGGGCGGAGGCGUGGUCCCCGGCCCCGAGGCGGGCCAGCUGGAGCUGGUGGCGCUGGCGCCGGCGCCCGGCGUGCCGCUGCUGUUGGGCUACGUAUACCGAGCCUCGCCCCCUCCAGCACACGCUUCCGCGGCCGUAGGCGUUGGGCCGGGGACGGGGGAGGGCGGACGCACAGUCACAGUGGCGUCACAGACGACUAUCACGCUGCAUUCACCAGAAUCGCUGACGGUGACGCACCCACAGCGGCCGCAAGCAGACAUAUAGGUUGCUGGAGUACUUUCGCCGCUUUGGGCAAUCACCCGAUGAUAAUAGGGUUCUUCACACCUGAGAGGUUAAUAGAGGAUAGUUCGUGAAAUCGCAAUACGAUUAAUUUUGUUUAACUUGCUGUAUUUAAUUGGUAUUUCACUAAAUUAAUGUCUGAAUACAAUUUCAAUCGUGAGUUAUACAAAAAGAAACGUAUUAUGGUUUGUGUAAAGUAGCUUAUAGGGUGCAUACAUUGAAAUUUCAGAGUAUUUUCCAUUGCUCUGAGUGCUACUCGGAGAAUAACCGACCUAGAUGGUUUCUCCGACCCUAUCGAGAGUAUGGUGUGAAUAAAGGACCCACGCUCAUUCCAAUGUAUUCGAUGCCGGCAGCCGUUUCCUUCGUGACUCGUCAAGGAUAAUAAAUUGUUUGCUCAAUACAAAAGAAUUAUAUUCGAUCCAAAUACAUGUGCUGAGCUCAAAUCUUGUCUCGGUCGACGAGCGAUACGGUGUUCUAAAAUUAACUAUUAUUUUUGUAAAACGUAAAUAAUUGUGACGGUAACUGAGAACGCGGCGUGAUGUUCAUUGAGCCGAUGACUUUUUAUAUUCAGUAUAAUAUAGAGAUGUUGCUCCUACAACCGGACAUUUAUGUAUAUUUUUGUAUAUAAAUGGAGAGGUAUACAAAGGCUACGAUGUAAAAAUAUCAAACAAAAAAUAACUUAUAUUCAUACCGAUAUAUUACAGUGUAUAAAAAUUACUGCAUGGUUUUACUUCGAAUCUCCGUAAGUUGAUAAUUUUUAUAUAAAGUUAUUUUAAUGUAUUUAAUGUUAACGUAAGUGGAAUGUCGAGGUGCCAUUAUACCAUUUCGUAUUUCUAUUCCUUUGUUACUCCUUCUCCACAGUGACCCCAAUAUUUAUUCGUUAUUUACUAAACGUGCGGGCUCAAUCUAUUCGAAAUUUGCAUUUAGUCUUCCUAAGGCCACUAAUGUACUUUUGGAUUCAUUAAAUUCGUUUAAUAUAUUUUUAAGUAGUAUAUAAUAUGAAAAUUAAACAGUAUUGCCAAAUGAUCAAAUAUUAUUAGACUGAAAAUCAAUCAUUCUUGCUGUGGUAAUAAAAAUUUUGUAAUACGCAUUUUUUAUUUAGUAGUUGUGUGUAUGAGUUAGUGCGUAAAGAUGGCUCAAAUUACGAUCUAUACGAUCAUUUACUUUGAUAAUUACUUUCUGGAUGACAAUGUUGCAUAUCACAAUUCACUCAUAUAUGUAUUAAACGAGUAUUUUGUUGUAUGUUUCUGUUAUAAUGAUCUCUUUGAUAGGUAAUGAGAUUUUUUUAUUAUUGAUCAUACCUACUACGUAGUUACUUUCCGUCGUGCAAGCCAAAGAGCAUGAUGUAUUUUUAUUAUUUCUAUACAAUUAUAUUAAGAAACGGUCUUAUAAGUAUACCAUAUUAAUGCCAUUUUAUUAGUGAAUGUCGAAACAAUAUUCAAGUUCUUGUAAUUGUACUAUAAAUAUUGUAUAUUUGUAUGUAAACUGAGAGGGUAAUGUUUCCGUUGUAGAGUGACUUGACCAAUCGUGUAAUGGAUGGAUCAUACAAUUUCCAUCACUAGUAGUACUCAAUGGCAUUAUUUCUCCUAAGCAUAAGCUAGACUACCAUUAGAUUAUUUAAAUGACAAUGUGAAUAUUUUUAAUUAACAAGAUGAAUGUUACAACAUGUGAUUUCAAAAUAAUAAAAAAAAACAAUAAAUUUUACAUAAAAAAUA